AUGAGUAAUAAUGGGUCUCCUGCGGCUCCUUCAAAAACAGAAUUCAAUAAAUAUAAAAUCGGUAAAGUGAAGAGUACACCAGCUAUCCAACGAGAUUUGAAGACUAAUUUAACAUUCAUUGAGUUGAAAAAGAGAAGUAGUGAGAAGGUUUACGGAUGUACUGUUUUCCAAGACCAUUAUCGUGAAGACGAAAAACUAGGUCAAGGUACUUUUGGUGAGGUUUAUAAGGGUAUUCAUUUAGAGACCCAAAGGCAAGUGGCCAUGAAGAAGAUUAUAGUUAGUGUGGAAAAAGAUCUCUUUCCGAUAACGGCUCAAAGAGAAAUUACCAUUUUAAAGCGGUUGAACCACAAAAACAUAAUCAAACUAAUUGAAAUGGUGUAUGACCAUUCGCCAGGUACGAUAAAUUCAGCAUCCAACAACUUGCAUAAAUCAUUUUAUAUGAUCCUGCCGUAUAUGGUAGCAGAUCUCUCAGGUGUUCUGCACAAUCCAAGAAUCAAUUUAGAAAUGUGCGAUAUCAAGAAUAUGAUGUUACAAAUAUUUGAAGGUUUGAAUUAUAUUCAUUGUGCAAAAUUCAUGCAUAGAGAUAUAAAGACGGCAAACAUUUUGAUUGACCAUAAUGGUGUUUUGAAACUGGCUGACUUUGGUUUAGCAAGACUGUAUUACGGUUGUCCUCCCAAUCUAAAGUAUCCAGGUGGUGCAGGUUCAGGAGCAAAAUAUACAUCAGUAGUGGUAACAAGAUGGUAUAGAGCACCAGAACUUGUUCUAGGUGAUAAACACUAUACGACAGCUGUUGAUGUAUGGGGUGUUGGAUGCGUUUUCGCCGAAUGUUUUGAAAAAAAACCGAUACUACAGGGUAAAACCGAUAUUGAUCAGGGACAUGUAAUUUUCAAAUUGUUAGGGACACCUACGGAAGAAGAUUGRGCUAUGGCUCAGCAUUUACCAGGUGCUGAACUAACAAAAACAAGCUACAAAUCAACGAUAAAAGAGAGGUUUGGUAAAUACCUAACCGAGACAGGCUUGGACUUCUUGCGACAAUUGUUGGCUCUAGAUCCUUAUAAGAGACUGACCGCCAUGUCCGCUAAACAUCAUCCUUGGUUUACAGAGGAACCUUUGCCUUCAGUAAAAAUUACACUACCAACUGAAGAAAGUCAUGAAGCUGAUAUCAAGAGAUACAAAGAAGAAAUGCAUCAAUCAUUAUCGCAGAGAGUGCCCACAGCACCGAGAGGUCAUACAGUUGAAAAGGGUGAAUCACCCGUUUUGAAACCCCGUGUAGCAAUUCCAAGAGGUCCCAAGAAGGAUGACGCAAUCCCUAUAGCGCCCUUGAGAGAUAUAUCUUCUAGGCCGCCUUCGUCAAAUUCGAGAGAUCAGCAUCAAAAUCCUAGGUCGUAUCAUUCUAAUAACGGAUAUUCGAAAACCGUGGCACCACCAUCAGCUACACCCGUGGGAAUCAACAGGUAUGGGACCAAUAAUAUUCCGAGAAACAAUCGCUUCGACGGCAGCCAUGCAGGUCCAAAUAACAACAGGAAUCCAAUAAAUCGGUUUCAACCAGAGACAAAUGUCAACUCUAAAUACACUAAAACACCACUGCCACUGGGACCACACUCAAGAUACCAGGGCACCUCAACAGAUUCGAGGUACAAAAGCUCGGCAAACGACUCUAGAUACCACAACCCAAGGUAUCCUAACAAAUCGGACACAAGUUUCAAUAAACCAGUUCAAAACUACAGUCGCCAAGAACCCCAUGUAAUAAGCAGAAAUUAUAAUCCUCCGAACGGUCCCCGCAACGCCGGUUUCAAUCAUCAUCAAGAUCCAAGACCACCCCAGACACAGUUUCCAGUAUCAUCCUCGCAGAACCAAAAUCAAAUUUCAAAUAAACCACUAGAUAAUAAAAAUGGAAGUUUGAAGGACGAGAGAGCAAAACCAGAUGACCAAAGGAGUCAUGACAAUAAUGAUAUUGCAGAUCUAUAUUAG
This is a messenger RNA of Saccharomyces eubayanus, 1971 nucleotides long. RefSeq names its product cyclin-dependent serine/threonine protein kinase SGV1 (gene SGV1). The transcript has a single exon. Bases 1 to 1971 code for a protein of 656 amino acids. Gene Ontology annotation, biological process: protein phosphorylation. Gene Ontology annotation, molecular function: ATP binding; cyclin-dependent protein serine/threonine kinase activity. Gene Ontology annotation, cellular component: nucleus. The record is from RefSeq and is a predicted model, not a curated record. Lineage: Eukaryota; Fungi; Ascomycota; Saccharomycetes; Saccharomycetales; Saccharomycetaceae.